This is a messenger RNA of Scophthalmus maximus (turbot), 1599 nucleotides long. RefSeq names its product tubulin alpha chain. Gene Ontology annotation, molecular function: structural constituent of cytoskeleton; GTP binding. Lineage: Eukaryota; Metazoa; Chordata; Actinopteri; Pleuronectiformes; Scophthalmidae. The record is from RefSeq and is a predicted model, not a curated record. Gene Ontology annotation, biological process: mitotic cell cycle; microtubule cytoskeleton organization. Gene Ontology annotation, cellular component: cytoplasm; microtubule. The coding region runs from base 147 to 1496 and encodes 449 amino acids. The transcript has 4 exons.
CCGCCGAAAAGAGAUCCGAACUGUUGCUUUGGCCCCGCCCCCUUGAAAAGUUACAAGUACCACCGGUCUUCCAGCCGGUGCGCAGUACUGCCUCCAUCAUCCGUUUACUUCACGACGUAAAGAGGGAGAGUCUAAAGUCAGACAAAAUGCGUGAGUGUAUUUCAAUGCACGUUGGCCAGGCCGGCACCCAGAUGGGCAAUGCAUGCUGGGAACUCUACUGUCUGGAGCACGGCAUCCAGCCCGACGGCCAGAUGCCCAGCGAUAAGUCGAUUGGAGGCGGAGACGACUCUUUUAACACCUUCUUCAGCGAGACUGGAGCUGGCAAACAUGUUCCCAGGGCGGUGUUUGUGGACCUGGAGCCCACGGUCAUAGAUGAAGUGAGAACUGGAACUUACCGCCAGCUCUUCCACCCGGAGCAGCUUAUCACUGGAAAGGAAGAUGCUGCAAACAACUAUGCUCGUGGUCACUACACAGUUGGAAAGGAGAUCAUUGACCUGGUUCUGGACAGGACUCGUAAACUGGCUGACCAGUGCACAGGGCUCCAAGGUUUCCUCAUCUUCCAUUCCUUUGGAGGAGGAACUGGCUCUGGCUUCACCUCUCUGCUGAUGGAGCGUCUCUCUGUCGACUAUGGCAAGAAGUCCAAGCUUGAGUUUGCGGUCUACCCUGCUCCUCAGGUGUCCACAGCUGUAGUUGAGCCUUACAACUCCAUCCUGACCACCCACACUACCCUGGAGCACUCCGACUGCGCCUUCAUGGUGGACAAUGAGGCCAUCUACGACAUCUGCCGCAGGAACCUGGACAUCGAGCGUCCGUCAUACACCAACCUCAACAGGCUGAUUGGACAGAUCGUCUCCUCCAUCACUGCCUCACUGCGCUUCGACGGCGCCCUGAACGUUGACCUGACAGAGUUCCAGACCAACCUGGUGCCCUACCCUCGUAUCCACUUCCCUCUGGCUACCUAUGCCCCAGUUAUCUCCGCAGAAAAAGCCUACCACGAGCAGCUCUCUGUGGCUGACAUCACAAACGCCUGCUUCGAGCCAGCCAACCAGAUGGUGAAAUGUGACCCUCGCCACGGCAAGUACAUGGCCUGUUGCCUCCUGUACCGCGGCGACGUGGUGCCCAAAGAUGUCAACUCUGCCAUCGCCACCAUCAAGACAAAGCGCACCAUCCAGUUUGUGGACUGGUGUCCCACAGGCUUCAAGGUGGGCAUCAACUACCAGCCCCCCACUGUGGUUCCUGGAGGAGACCUGGCCAAAGUGCAGAGGGCCGUGUGCAUGCUGAGCAACACCACUGCCAUCGCAGAGGCCUGGGCCCGUCUGGACCACAAGUUUGACCUGAUGUACGCCAAGAGGGCCUUUGUCCACUGGUACGUCGGAGAGGGAAUGGAGGAGGGAGAAUUUUCUGAGGCCAGAGAGGACAUGGCUGCCCUCGAGAAAGACUAUGAAGAGGUUGGAACCGACAGUGUCGGUGACGAGGAUGAAGGCGAGGAGUACUAGGCCAUAAACGCCUGCUUGCUGUGGUGCCGUUAUUCCGAGUUCUGAAAAAUUCCAAUAUGCAAGUUUCCUGUUAAAUUUGGGUCCAAUAAAGUUCAUAAAGAAA